Equus quagga is the source of this 1046-nucleotide messenger RNA. Its product is annotated as calcium homeostasis modulator protein 6-like. Gene Ontology annotation, molecular function: monoatomic cation channel activity. The coding region runs from base 165 to 1046 and encodes 293 amino acids. NCBI's taxonomy places the organism in Eukaryota, Metazoa, Chordata, Mammalia, Perissodactyla, Equidae. The record is from RefSeq and is a predicted model, not a curated record. The transcript has 2 exons.
GUCAGCCAGAGGUGUUUUGGUUGAAAUAAGAAAGCGAAAGCUCACAAAAGCCAGAAAGCCCUUCUGUUCCCAAAGCUGCUUCUUAGCAGAGUGGAAAGCCCCAGCCCCGAGUCCACCCAAACCAUUCGAAGCGCAGGGCAGCGAAGAAGCAGAAAGAUCCCGACAUGGCCACGACAUCCUGGGGUAAGACCAUGACGAAGCUUUGGACGGUGCUAGCAAAGUUCCUCGAGCACCACAGGAACUUGGGCUGCGGGCUGGCGUCCCUGCUGACAGCGAGUGGGGAGCUCAUCUUCUCCACCGUGGUGUUCCAGUGUCCCUGCAGCGCCGCCUGGAACCUGCCCUACAGCCUGGUCUUCCUGCUGCUGCCGGCGCUGGUGUUCUAUCUCCUGGGCUGCGUGCUGAGGACGCGCUCCUUGUGCCUGCUGUGCAGCUGCUGUCGCACACGGAACGCCGGCAUUAACCGCUGCGACCUAUGCGACGAGUGCUGCAGGGUCAGCGGGCCCGCCUUGGUCUCGUCUGUCACCUGGGUGGCCGUGGCGCUGCUCGGGGGCGCCGUCUACGAGUGCUGCGCCAGCGGGUCGACCUUCAAGGCGGAUAGGCUCUGCGUUGGCCGCAACUCCGACUGUGCGGCCCAGCUGCCGCUGGUGCCCUGCCGAGAGGCACAGGACCCCUUGGUGCAGGACCUCCAGAAGGUGCUCAGAGCCGAAUCUCAGGUGGUGGGCUGGAGCCUGAUAGCAGUUGUUAUGUUUUUCCUUCUGAUUUUUACCUGUGUCUUCCACUGCCAAGCUGGAGAUAGUUCCCCGCAGCUGAAAUUUCGGAAAAUCUAUUUGAAAGAGGAGCACCAGUGCCUUAGGACGCAAGUCACAGAGCGUGCGACCAAAUUGGCAGAAGAGAAUGUUAGAUGUUUCUUUGAGGGCUCACGGCCAACAGGAUGCAACAUCCCAAGCAAGAAAGACUGGGAGGAAAUUUCAUCACCAUAUCCUUUCAACCCGGAGGACGAGUACCUCAGCGCAUUGCACAGAUUUGUUAACAAAGAAGAGAACUGA